AUGGUUAAAUACCGAAUGAUACAGAACUUGACUUCUAUCACGAUUUAAGAUAUCUUAAGCCGUGCUUCUAUGAGUUUUAUGAAUAAACAUAUUAAUGUCUACGGUUGUAUGGUUAAAUUACGAUCUUAGAUUAAACUUUAAAAGCAAUUAAUACAACUUUUUUGUGUAAUCACAGAUAUCGUAAUAAUGUGUUACCUAUACCUGUGCACGUAAUUGAAAUUAAAGUUCAAAAAGUCAAAAGUCUAAAUUGUAUAAAUGAUAAUAUUUAUAUUAAAAGUUUUAACGUCUCAAUCUAAAAUAGUCAAUAUUGAAUAACAUGGAUAAAUAGAAAAGUCGGUAUCACAGAAAAAGUAGAUUGACCACCUGUUCUUUAUCAAUAAUGUUAUUUGGUAAUUUCUAUUUCAAUAUUGUUAAUUAUUAAUUUAUUAAAUAUUAAAUUAUAUUCAAAUAAAUGUACUAUUAAAUAUUUUGUAUUAGUUUAAAUAAUGAAACAAUAAGAUUUCAAUCAAUCUAAUUUUAUUAUAUUCAUUUCAAUCACCAACAUUUUUUUUUUUAAAUAAAAAUUUUUUAUUAAUUAUAAAUCAGAAAGUAAGAAUUUCAAAAUAUGUUACCUAGAGGAAAGAAUGGUUAUUCUUGGGAGUUUAACUCUGGAAAUCAAGAUAGUGAGGUAAGACUAAAUUUAUUGAAAUUGAAAUUAGUUCAUAAUUUGAUCAUUUAUAAUUGGUGAGGUAGAAUUGAUUAUUAAACAUAAUGUACUUGAUCAAAACGUAAUGUAUCAUUUUAACAUUGGUACUUGAAAUAUUCUUGAUUAUUGAUUUUAAUUUGAUAAGGUAUUUAAGUAUUCCAGAUAAUUAAGAUCAUUACAUGAAAUUUAAUUAGCAAAAUGAAAUACAUUUUAAUUGAAAUUAUGGUAUAGACAAUUUUUUUGAAAACCUUACAUUAUGAGUCAAAUUUUAGUCUAUAAUACUCAUAAUAUUAUUGUAUAUAAAUAUUAUUAAACAAAAUUACUUAAUUUUAAACUGAUACAAAUAAUGAGGCUGACAGUCGCUAUUCAAAAACUAAAUGAUAAUAUUUAUAAGUAUACGCAGACAAUUAUUGUAAAAAUAAAUUACAUGCUUAAAUGAACUAUUUUGAUACUUAUACUAAUUUCUCUUAGUUGGUAUAAUCUACCUAGCUAAGUGUGAAUAACAAUUCAUAUUUAGUGAUGUAUCUAAUUUUAUUUCUGUAUAAAUUAUUUUGAAAUGUCAGUUAAAUAAUAUUCAGAACUUCUAUGGAAAUAAUUUAUUUUUAUUUACAAACUAAACAAAAGCUAUUAAACUUCCACAAAUAUUUAAUUUUGAUACUUUUUUAAUUCCAUUAGGUAAUUUUGUAUUUAAAUAUUAUAUUGCAUUAAAUGUAAUCUAUUAUUUGAUAUACUAAUCUACUUGUAUAUUUUUAACAGUUAAAUAUAUAAUAAUAUAUACCGACAUUAAGUCACAUUGUUAUUCUGUGAGUAUCAUUACACAAUAAUAACAACAAAAUCAAAAUAAGAUUUAAAAAAAAAAAAUAUUAAUUUAAACUGUUUAUAAACAUUGUGUGUGAUAUUUAGGUUAAGACAGAUUAAUUUUUCAAUCAGUUAUGUAUAAAAACAGAAAACUUGAAUUUAUUUUUUAAAUUAAUAAAAUAGAAUACCAGAAUAUGAAUACUAUUAUGUCCAUUGGUAUUAAAUUUCUACACUAGAGAAACUGAAGUCAAAAGCUUGUAGAAGCUAGACCCAAUUUGAUUUUAUGAUAAAAGAUUUAUUUUGGGUGUGAUAAAAACAUGCAGAGUAUUUAAACAUUUUUGGGGGGCUAUAAUUAAGUUUUGGGAUGCCAUUCGGCCCCUUAAUUCUUAACAUUUCGAAAGUCUAUGAUGACUUUAGGAAAAAAUUAGGCUCUAAAAAGUAUUAUUUCAUAUGUCCCUCCACAACAAAAUCCUAUACACGCUUCGGACUAUGCCACUGGACGUAGGUAACUGAAUAAUCUAAAAAUUAGUUGAGUUUAUCGAUUUAUUUUAAUUGCUCAUAUUAAUCAAUAUUAUUUGUAUCAAAUUAUUGAUUGUUAUUAGCCAUUGCUAGAAAGAGAAACUGAAGAACCAGAUAAUGUAUUAUUUACAUCACGUCCAAAUACAUCAACAUUUGUAGCUGAUAUGCUUAGUUCACAUUCAAAUAAGAUGAAUAAUCAACACAAUCAACUUGACCUCAUAUCUAAAUCAGUAAAAACUCUGAAAAAUGUUUCAGAAGAUAUUAGUGAUGAGUUGGAUCACCAAAAUAUGUAAGUUGUGCUCUAGGUGAAAACUAAGACAACACUCAAUUUUAAUAAUAUAUAGUGUCUCAUAAAGAUAUUCAUUGUAUAUAAAAUAUGUUUUUGUAAUAAAAUUUGUAAAAUUUUUAAUUAAAAAUAUAAAUAACUGUAUAUCAUUAAUGAUUUAUAUAAUAUGUGCAUAUUAUUAUAUUAAAAAGUUAAUUUCAAUAAGUUAUACAAUAGAUAGAUAUUUAUUUAGCUUAUAUCUAGUUUAUAAAAUACAUAUUAAUAUAAAUACAUCCUCUCUUCCCUUUUAAAAUGAAGAUAAAUAAUUAAAUUGUAUUAUUAUAUUAUUGAAUAUUUCCUUAUUCCUUACUGAAUAAUUUAUGGAAAUUUUUUUUUUUUAGAAUGCUUGAGAACCUAAGUUCUGAAUUAGACAAAACUGAAUCAAGAUUAGAUAUUGUAUCAAAAAAAGUGGCACAAGUACUUCAAUUAUCUGAUGGUAAUUAAACAAAUUUGUUGUUGUCAUAUUAUUAAAUUAGAUGUAGACAAAUUGAUAACUUUCUGUCUGUCUAUUACAUCACACAACCUAACAGUCAUGUCUUACUUUCAACCUUUAUACAUACCUAUCUAAAAAACAUAUUUUUGUUUGUCGUAAGGUCUAUUUGAGAUUGACUUCUCUACAAUUUAAAUUUAUCCCAUUUUAUCCACAAUAAAAAUUAAUUGAUAAAAUCAGAAAGUUGAUUUAAAGUAGAUUUAAUCACAAAUUAAAAUUAGUUUUCAAAUUCAUUAUCAUAGCAUUAAAUUAUUCAAUGUGGUGUAUUAUAUAUAAUAAAAAACAUAAUAAUGUACUAUUUAAUAUUUAAAAUGCAUACAAGUAUCUUUUUUUGACAAAGUAUUGUACAUUUGUUUUUUAUAUAUAAGAAAUUAGCUAGAACUUUACUACUAUUAAUUAUUUUGUAAUCAAUCAUUUGAAUUAUUAUAUUUUAUUAAUUAUAAGCUGUUUAUGUUCAAUAAAUGUUUCAGAUAGACGACAAUGGAUGGCAAUUGGCAUUCUAGUGGGAAUUAUUUUAAUAACUAUCAUUCUUUUAAUAAUCUUGUGAGUUACAGAAAUAUUUUUUAUUAUAUUUGGUGAAAGACUGAUUUUAUUUGUUAUUAAAUAUUAUAUUUUCAAAUAUUACACUAGUAUAAUUUAAAUUAUAAUAAAUGUUAGGUAUACAACUUGAUAUAUAUAUAAUUCUAGUCUAAAUGUAAAAACUAUAUAUUUUAUUGUUUCUGGAUAAAAUUAAUUAUUUAUUUUAUAAUUUCAUAUUUUUUAAAUUCAAUUUUGUCAAUAAGAAAUUAUUUUUAAUAAUUUUUAAGUAAAUAGACUAUUUAUUCCUUUUAUGCUUUACUAUUUAUUUUAUUACUUGGUCAAUGUAAAAUAUUUAAUGGAAAUUUUGACUUUAUUUUGUUAAUAUGUUAUUUUUAAAAAUAUAUUAUUAUAAAAGUUUAAAUAAUACUAUAAUUAUAGUUCAUAUUUCUCUAUAUAAUAAAAAAGAUUUUCAUGGAUUUUAUUUUUAUCUGUUACAAGCCUUUGGCAACAGGGACAGUUUUUUCAUUGAGCGUCACUUAUCAUCUUGAUAACAUCAAAUAUUCUUAAAAUCUUAAACAAAAAUCUGUUUCUGUAAUAAAAUAUCCUAAUUGUAUAAAUAUAUUUUCUAAUUUGUUUAUAAUAUAUUUACCCAUGUGUAUACUUAAUUGUUUUUUUUUUUAUUUAAGGUUUUAAUUUGAUUAGCUCACUACAUAUUGUAGUAACUUGAUUAGAUGUUACAUGGUCUACACCAAUGGUCUUCAACUUUUUUUCCUCGCAACACACUUUUUUUUACUAUACAUUUUUUGUGACUCAUCAUCUAUGCUAUCUUUGUUAGCCAUGAAAAGCAAACAAAAACAAGCUGAAUUGCUUAAUGUCUUAAUAUGCCACUGUAGAAGUGUUAUUAUAUAACUGAAUAAAUAACAAAAUAUAUUUUCAUUAUAUGUAAUGGCGAAAAUUAGUAUGACUAUUUUUACAUAAAAAAUUCCAUCUCGGCUCAAUUUUACACAAUGCAAUCCGAAAAUCAUCUUCAGUUUAAAGUCUAUUUCUUUUUAACAUAGAUAUAUAGCUAGAAGUAUAUAGUACGUUAUUUUUUAGUAUAAAUAAAAUUUACUUUUCACGACCCAAUAUUGGGUCGCGACCCACCGGUUGAAGACCACUGGUCUACACAACACAUGUUAAUGCCACCUUAUUGUGUUAGCAAAUAGGUCGUAAAUACUAGAGUAUAAAAAUGGUAUUAGAUAGGUACUAGCUAAUAUAAUAUCACAAUAUUAGUAAUUAUAUUUUUAUAUCUGAUAAACUUCUGAUAUACUCAGAAAGAUUUGCUUUGUAUGUACCUACCUAAAUUAUAUGUGAGGGGACACCCACCACUCUUUAAAUUGAGCUCUAAUAAAGUACUUUGCCACGCCACUGGGAUAUUGUAUUGACUGAAUCUGAAUUAUUGCAGUAAUAUUAUUUUUGUAUAAAUAAUAAAUAUAUUUUUAUUUUUAAUGUAUAUAAUGUAUUUUUAUUGAAAAUUAAAAUAAUAAUCAAGUAAUUUUUUUUAAAAAUACAUCAUAUAUUUUCAAUGUCAUAUCUGCACCACAAGAUGCCAUCUGUAAAAUACCUUCUCGGUAUCUUAUAUCAGUUUUACAUAAUAGUGGUUGAAAUUGAAUUUUCUUUACUGUUAAAUGAUGUCCAAAUCUGAAAAUAUAGUAAACUAAGGAAAAAUAUAAAUAUAAAGAGUAAACUAACAUUUAAUUAUAAGUUUUUUUUUCAAUAAAUCUAUAAUUUUAUAUUACGAAUUAUUGGUAUUAAAAUUUAAUAAAAGGAUACUCAUUACAUAAAUCAACAAUUUUAAGCCAAGGAGUUACAUGAUUUUCCUCACAAUUCCAUUUAUAUAAACCAAUAUUUCCACAAUCGGUACCAACAGCCAACAAAUAGAUUGAACUAUAGUUUUCAAUUGUAGUUGAAGCAAAAGCUACAGCUGAAAAACUCUUUUCUGGAACUACUAAAGGAUCAGUUUUGGCACAGUAUGUUAUUUCAGUGUUAUCACUUUGAUUAUGUUGACCCCAAGUUACUAACUUUCCAUCUCUGGAUCCAGUAGCAAAAUAUAAAGAAUCAUGAGUCCAAGCACAACACCAUAUUAUUCUUGUAUGAAUGCUAGUACGUUUAUUUGAUUUGCUUAUGAUAAUAAAAGAGUUUUUGUUUUCAUUAUAUGAAAAUAAUGACCAAGUACGGUCACGUGAAACCGAGAGAAGUUUUGUACUAUCAGGUGAAAAAGCCAGUUGAGUAACAGUUAAAUUAUGCGAUGUUAACUUUUGUACGAGUUGAAAAUUGUUUAAGUCCCUA
Molecule: messenger RNA, 5664 nt
Organism: Cinara cedri
Lineage: Eukaryota; Metazoa; Arthropoda; Insecta; Hemiptera; Aphididae
Source: the annotation of a GenBank genome assembly